AUGGCUUCCCGCAAUGAAUUCUUUGACCCAUUUGUUUACGAGGAAAUCCACCAGGGUGACUCUAACGAGCCGGAGCUGGGGUCGCCUGAGUACGACUUCUACACUCCUUCGAAUGGCCUCCAGGGUGCCCCCGGCGACGUUGCUCGACGCGUUCCAGCGGCGCCGUGGGAGAUCCCUAUUACCUUCUCUAAGGGUGUUGAAGCUUGCUACCUCAACAAAGGCGAGAAGACGACGUAUUGGCUCUCGCUCGAUAAGGAAAAUGGCCGAAUCCGCUAUGGCAAGUAUUACACCAACGCCAAGCUCACUCUCGCUGAAGUUUCGCUCAAGACCAGGGACGACAAGGGCGUUCUCGUUUGGAAAGAGCCCGAGACGUACAACUGGUUGGAACGCUUGAAGCCGUUCAGCGUCACGCUAGAUAAAGGUGCUACCAAACCUGAAAUUGUGGUGCAGCCGGUCGCCGUCGUGAUGGGACGAUCCCCGUUUGUUGUGUCUAGCGACAAGAUCAGCCUUGUGGACCUUGAGCGCGGCGCCGGAACGGUCCCUGCAAACCUUCCGCUAGGGUGUCAGACGCUCUACGGUAACGUUGCCGGCGCGAUUGAGCGGAGCUGCAGAAACCCCGACGGCUGGUGCUACAAGAAGCUGGUGGAGAAAGCCGUGCCGCACGAGGGCGUGUCGGGGCAAAACUUUGCUCAUAAGAAGCCGGACAUGACAUAUCUUCGCAUUACUAUUGGGGAAAACCAGGUACUUCACGGAGAGAUUGAGGCCACCUACUACGAUUCUCUCAACAAGCAGAACGUUAUCGGUACCGCCAAGUUCCCGAAGGGCGGCAUCACUUGGAUUGGGCCGCAGGAUUUCCAAAUCCACAAGCUUCACAAUAAAUCGCCUCGAGUAUGCUGCACAAUCCAGUGCUACAGGUAUGAGAAGCGUGACAAGGUUCACUACGAGUAUUUCAACUUUGCCGAUGAUAACCUCCAAUCCAAACCCUUUACGCCCAACAGCGACAUGUCAUUUUUGGAUUUCAGACAAGUCAUGAUGAGGGAAUGGGAAGAAGAAUGUAGGAAGGUGGGGAAUGAGUAG
Molecule: messenger RNA, 1077 nt
Organism: Parascedosporium putredinis
Lineage: Eukaryota; Fungi; Ascomycota; Sordariomycetes; Microascales; Microascaceae
Source: the annotation of a GenBank genome assembly